AUGGCUCAUCUUCCUCAACAUAGAGACUGUCAACAGGAGAAGUUAGACAGAGUCUUAGGCCUUGUUGCCUGCAGCAACUUCCGGAUCCUGAAUGCACUCUCGGUGAUGAGGAACCAGACCCACGUGGACGUCACCUGCUCCAACGGAUUCUCCUACCUACCGAACACAUCAGGCAAAUAUUUCCAUGACAAAGUACCAUUAGACAUAGGACUGUGCAUGCAGACCCUCUGGAUUGGCCAGAGGCGAGAAUUCAGUACGCCUCUCCCUGCUCCCCUGAACAGCGGUGCGGAGAUUAUAGUGGAGGCAGCUGCAGAUGGAGUCAGCAUCCCUGCAAUAUAUCUGUUCGCCAAGGAUGACAGUAAAACGGUGUUUUAUCUGAUUGUUCGAUGGUCGCCCUAUACCAUCGUCUACAAUACUGCUGAGGGGUCAUGGGGAACUGAAGUGAGGUCUACCAGCCCUCUGCUCACACCAAAUGUGACGUCAAUUCUAUCAAUCAAGAUGACAGAGACUCAGUUUCUGAUAUCCAGCGACAAUGACAGUCAAUUCCAGGCUCCAAUAAGGUUUCCUCUGCAAGAGGCCAUCACCCUUCAAGUGGCCUUCACAGUCAUCAAACGAGUACAGAUAAAAUAUCGAUAAGUGGAAAAUAUACACUACAAAUAUUGUUCUGAUUUUCAUAAGUUUGGUAAUAACAUUAAGCUUACAUAAUAGAAAACGGCUUUUGUAAAAAAUCCUGAUACCCAAAAAAAUUUCUUGGGGACAUAAUCGAACGAGUGGAAAUAUAUUUAAUUAUGUUUUACAAAUAAUGUACUGAUGCCAAAACAUUUAGGAAAAAAAAUAAUUCACUUUUGAACAAUUAUAUUUUGUCAAUUAUUCUGAAUCUUCGUCAUUAUGAAACUAGCAAUGUUCAAUAAUUAUUAGCAAAAAAUAAUAUACAAUGAAAAUAAUGUGUUAGUAUUGAUAUCUCCUCACCAGAAACAAGAAUCGAGUGAGCUAAAACUUUCAUGAUCUGUAUUUCGGCUAUAUUGUAUCCAUAAAAUCUGUUCAGUGAUACGGCAAAAAAGGGAAGAUAAAGAAACGAGGUAACAAAGAGUAGCUUUCCCAGCUGGAUUUACACGAUCCCUACUAGUGUUGGCGGUCAUUGACAAACUUAGCAAGGUGUUAAAAGAACACAUGUUCUUCAAUUAAAAACGUCUAAGCACAUUUCUGUCCCGUACCGUUAUAUUGCUGGAGUGUUGGUAAUAAACGGCGUAAAAUAAACUGACUCAGUGGAUGAAAACGUGGUAAGAACUGGAAACAAGUGAAGCUUCAUAUGUUUUAAAAUUGUACAAGAAGAUCAAAUCACAGUCAGUUGCUUAAUAUGUCUGUCAGACAUUGGCAUUGUCAAAUACUCAUGCUAUAUACGAGUGAGUGAGUGAGUUUAGUUUUA
Haliotis rubra (blacklip abalone) is the source of this 1426-nucleotide messenger RNA. RefSeq lists its product as uncharacterized. The record is from RefSeq and is a predicted model, not a curated record. Gene Ontology annotation, molecular function: carbohydrate binding. The transcript has 5 exons. Lineage: Eukaryota; Metazoa; Mollusca; Gastropoda; Lepetellida; Haliotidae. The coding region runs from base 1 to 636 and encodes 211 amino acids.